GCCGACGUGGGCAAGUCGGGGGCCGAGCGCCAAGUUCAAGGGCUGGGGGACUGCCUGGUGCAGAUCACCAAGUCCGACGGCAUCCGGGGCAUGUACCAGGGGUUCAACGUCUCCGUGCAAGGCAUCAUCAUCUACCGGGCGGCCUACUUCGGGGUGUACGACACGGCCAAAGGCAUGCUCCCUGACCCCAAGAACACCCACAUCUUCAUCAGCUGGAUGAUCGCCCAGUCGGUGACGGCCGUAGCCGGCGUGGUCUCCUACCCCUUCGACACCGUGCGGCGACGGAUGAUGAUGCAGUCGGGCCGCAAAGGAGCCGACAUCAUGUACACGGGCACCAUCGACUGCUGGCGGAAGAUCUUCAAGGACGAGGGCGGCAAGGCUUUCUUCAAGGGCGCCUGGUCCAACGUCCUGCGGGGCAUGGGCGGGGCCUUCGUGCUGGUCCUAUACGAUGAGCUGAAGAAGAUCAUCUAGGCGCCCGCCCGCCGGACCCAGGGCCCCAGGGCCGCCCCCCUCACGGUUACGGACCAUUGACCUUCCGGAAAUUCCACGUCCCUGCCGGCCAGACCACGGUAGCGCCGGGCGGGACCUAGGACCAGACCCUUCCUCCGAUCAUGACCACUGACACCCCA
Messenger RNA from Myotis davidii, 629 nucleotides. RefSeq names its product ADP/ATP translocase 3. Gene Ontology annotation, biological process: mitochondrial ATP transmembrane transport; mitochondrial ADP transmembrane transport. The annotation marks the transcript as partial. Gene Ontology annotation, cellular component: mitochondrial inner membrane. The record is from RefSeq and is a predicted model, not a curated record. The transcript has a single exon. Lineage: Eukaryota; Metazoa; Chordata; Mammalia; Chiroptera; Vespertilionidae. Gene Ontology annotation, molecular function: ATP:ADP antiporter activity.